AGAGGCGUCUGAUCAUCGAUUGCGUGCAAGAAGCUAUAUCAAAAGGCCACGGGAGGAGUAUCAUGAUCAUCUUGUGAGUGAUUAUUUCUCGGAUAAUCCUCUCUAUCCGCCCAAUAUUUUUCGUCGAAGAUUUCGUAUGCGAAUGCCAUUAUUCCUACACAUUGUCGAUGAAUUGGGCAAGUGGUCAGGAUACUUCACUACAAGGGUGGAUGCACUUGGUCGGCAAGGACUGACAGCACUACAAAAGUGCACGGCGGCUAUUCGCCAAUUAGCUAAUGGUAGUGCGGCGGAUCAUCUAGAUGAGUCUCUAAAGAUUGGCGAGACUACUUCCAUGGAGGCGAUGAAGUACUUUGUUGAGGGUGUUAUAGCUGUAUUUGGUGAACGAUAUUUGAGACGCCCCACUAAGGAAGAUGCUGAGCGUCUACUCAAGAUUGGAGAGAGACGAGGUUUUCCUGGUAUGUUUGGCAGUAUUGAUUGUAUGCAUUGGCAAUGGGAGAGAUGUCCAACUGCAUGGAAGGGCCAAUUCACUCGGGGUGAUCAGAAAGUCCCAACGAUAAUUCUUGAGGCCGUGGCAUCACAUGAUCUUUGGAUUUGGCAUGCAUUCUUCGGAGUUGCAGGUUCUAACAAUGAUAUAAAUGUCCUGCAGCAGUCCCAUCUAUUUAUGGAAGAACUAAAGGGACAAGCUCCAAGAGUACAAUACAUGGUUAAUGGAAAUCAAUAUAACACAGGUUACUAUCUUGCGGAUGGGAUAUACCCGGAAUGGGCUGUUUUUGUGAAGUCAAUAUCCAUGCCUAUCUCCGACAAGGACAAGUUAUAUGCACAGGAACAAGAAGGAAAGAGAAAGGAUAUCGAACGCGCAUUUGGAGUAUUGCGUCGUCGAUGGAGCGUCUUGAAAAAGCCAGCUCGCCUAUACGAUCGUGGUCAACUUGAGAAAGUGGUGCUAGCUUGUAUCGUCCUUCACAAUAUGAUUGUUGAAGAUGAAAAAAAAGUAGAGGACAUUGAAGAGAAUCUUGAUCUAAAUGAAGCCCCUAGUAUAGUGACCGUGCAAGAACCCGAAUUCUCCCCCGAAGACUAUGUUCCAUUUGAAAGGGUGCUACAAAACGAAGAAGAUAUUCGAGAUCGUUCGGCUCAUAUACAACUUAAGAAGGAUUUGGUGGAGCACAUUUGGAACAAGCACAGGCGCCGUCGAAAUUAAUCUGCAAAUCCAUGGUAAGCACUGAUUUAUCCUAUUCACGAGUAGCAUGCUGCCCUGAUCCAAGUAGUAUUUGAGAACAUGAAUACUGCCCUGAUCCUAUUCACAAAGUUUUUAGUAGCCUAAAUUACUAGUAUUUGAGAACAUGAAUACUGGCUCCAAGUAGUCAAACCAAUGCCAUAGGUGCUGUAAAGUGGUAAGAACUCGGACUCAACACGCAGAAAAGCAGUGCUCUUGUUAACUGAA
Panicum virgatum (switchgrass) is the source of this 1438-nucleotide messenger RNA. Its product is annotated as protein ALP1-like. The record is from RefSeq and is a predicted model, not a curated record. NCBI's taxonomy places the organism in Eukaryota, Viridiplantae, Streptophyta, Magnoliopsida, Poales, Poaceae. The transcript has a single exon. The coding region runs from base 137 to 1195 and encodes 352 amino acids.